UCGGGAGGCUCGGGCGGCCGCGGGGCGGGGCGGGGCACGGCGCCGAGCGGCUCUGACUGCGUUCGCUAGUCCGACGGCCAAGGGUGGGCGCAGGUCCCUGAAGGCGCACCGCUGCACAGCAGACAAAAAGAAACUUUGGGGCCCCCGGAGUGCCGGCUGGCGGGGCGUUCGGUUGGCUUUUCGUGCUUGGUCUCGAGGCUCCGCCGCUCCAGGAAGCGCGAUGUCGAAGCCGCCACCCAAACCGGUCAAACCAGGGCAAGUUAAAGUGUUCAGAGCUCUUUAUACAUUUGAACCCAGAACUCCAGAUGAAUUGUACUUCGAGGAGGGUGAUAUUAUCUACAUUACUGACAUGAGUGAUACCAAUUGGUGGAAAGGCACCUCCAAAGGCAAGACUGGACUAAUCCCAAGCAACUAUGUGGCCGAGCAGGCAGAAUCCAUUGACAAUCCAUUGCACGAAGCUGCAAAAAGAGGCAACUUGAGCUGGUUAAGAGAGUGUUUGGACAACCGAGUCGGUGUGAAUGGCUUAGACAAAGCUGGAAGCACUGCCCUGUACUGGGCCUGCCACGGGGGCCACAAAGAUAUAGUGGAGAUGCUGUUUACUCAACCAAACAUUGAACUGAACCAACAGAACAAGUUGGGAGACACAGCUUUGCACGCCGCUGCCUGGAAAGGUUAUGCAGAUAUUGUCCACUUGCUUCUGGAAAAAGGUGCAAGAACAGACUUGAGAAACAACGAGAAGAAGCUGGCCCUGGAUAUGGCCACCAACGCGGCCUGUGCGUCUCUCCUGAAAAAGAAACAGGGAACAGAUGCUGUUCGAACAUUAAGCAAUGCCGAGGAGUAUCUUGAUGACGAAGACUCAGAUUAAUUCCCUUCUGGAGCUUUGAGAUCUAAAACUUGUGUUCCUUUUGCCAUUCCAAAACCCUCGUCUUUGCCAGAAGAGUGUUGGUAACCGGUUUUUGGUUUUUGGUUUUUUUUGGUUUGGGUUUUUUUGUUUUUGUUUUUGUUUUUGUUUUUUGAAGUCUAUAUGAACAUGGAAGUCUUGCACUGUGUUUGAGUAGAACAUGUAAAUGGGUAGGUUCUCACCUUCAGUUUGCCAAUAAGUGACUGGAUAUUUUGCUGUAUAAAGUACAUUUUUGUUCACCAGAGUAGAACAAGAAGAGAUUAUUUCUAUUUAUCAAGCUAAAGGAAUUUUAAGAAUUUUCUUCUUUAAAAAAAAAGAUCAGUUCUUUUUUUGUUUUUUUUGUUUUGUUUUGUUUUUUUAGUUAAAGUUCUUUACCUCAAGGAUUAAAAUAUUUUGAGUGGGUUUUUCAAGGGGAAAAAUGCUUGUUAUAAGUAAUGAACCAAAAGACUUAACAGAAAAUCGUCAGCUAUUCUGACAAAAAUAAACAUUUGAAGAGACUGG
Puma concolor (puma) is the source of this 1402-nucleotide messenger RNA. RefSeq names its product osteoclast stimulating factor 1 (gene OSTF1). The record is from RefSeq and is a predicted model, not a curated record. Gene Ontology annotation, biological process: signal transduction. Lineage: Eukaryota; Metazoa; Chordata; Mammalia; Carnivora; Felidae. Gene Ontology annotation, molecular function: protein binding.